CUAAAUCAUUCGAUUUUAUGUAAUUUCACGUUCGAUUUUUUUUUGUUUAAUUUAGAAAAAAAAAUUAUCAAUGACUUUAAAAAUUAAUUUUACCAAUUAUCAUUUACAAAGUGAUUGGCAAGAUGCAUCAAUAAAUGAAAAAAUUUGGCUACAUUCGAUCAAUAUCAAAAAUAAUAAUCAUAAUGAUGAUGAUUUGAAGAAAAAUUAUGAUUUAAAAAUUAUCAAUGAAUCAGAUAUCAUUAUCGAUAAUGAUAAAAAGAAUGAUGAUAAUGAUUUUAUAAUUGAAGAUUAUUCAAAAAAAUGUCUAGCUAUUAAUGAUGUUAAAUCGAAUGUAACACAUCGAUUUAUUGCUCCUGUUCGAGUUUUUCAAUCGAUUCAUCAAAAAUCAAUAAUAUCAUUGGAUGUAGCACCGACUGGAAUAGCUGUAUCAUCAUCAACCGAUGGUACAAUGAAAAUAUGGGAUACAUGUACAAAUGUUUUAAAAUAUGAAUUAAAAGGUCAUUAUUUGGAUGUUAAUCGAUGUCGAUUUUUUCCAUCAAAUGAAGUUAUAGUCAGUGUUGGAUUGGAUAUGUUAAUUAAAAUUUGGUCAGCAAUCGAUGGUUCAUGUCCAGUUACAAUGAAAGGUCAUACUGGUUCGAUAAAUGAUUUGGCUAUUGUUGAUCGUGGACGUAAUAUUAUUACGGUUGGUCGUGAUGGAUUAGCAAAAUUAUGGAGUUGUGCAAAACAAACAUGUAUUGAAAAUUUAUUCGAUACUGAAAAUAUACCUAUAAAUGCCUGUGCAAUCAAAUCAUUUUCAAAUUCAUAUGAUCUUGGUCAACGUAAAGAUUCGGCUAAUGAUGAUAUAUCACGAUCACCAGUACUUUCAAUGAUAUCAGUACGUAGACCAUUCAAUGGUUUUGUUGUUAGCCAUCAGGAUGGAUCAGUUGAUUUUCAUUAUGAUAAUCAUAAUCAAUUAUUACAUUUAACUGGAUCGGAUUGUGAUCCAAUUUAUCAAAUUGUUUAUGAUGAUAAAUUUAUUUAUACUGCUUGUCGUGAUGGAAAAGUUCGUAAAUAUUAUCUAAAUAAUGCUUUUGAAUAAAAGAUAAAAAAAAUUAUUUGAACA
Dermatophagoides pteronyssinus (European house dust mite) is the source of this 1102-nucleotide messenger RNA. RefSeq names its product proteasomal ATPase-associated factor 1-like. Gene Ontology annotation, molecular function: protein binding. The record is from RefSeq and is a predicted model, not a curated record. NCBI's taxonomy places the organism in Eukaryota, Metazoa, Arthropoda, Arachnida, Sarcoptiformes, Pyroglyphidae.